Molecule: messenger RNA, 402 nt
Organism: Rotaria sp. Silwood2
Lineage: Eukaryota; Metazoa; Rotifera; Eurotatoria; Philodinida; Philodinidae
Source: the annotation of a GenBank genome assembly
AUGCCAUUAUAUGAACAAAUGCAUGCAUAUGUUCGAGAUCGUUUAUGUUCAAUGUAUAAAAAUCGUUUUAAUUGUAGUGUACCUAUUUCAGCUCAUAUUCUCGGAAAUAUGUGGUCUCAAAUAUGGCAUGAUCGUUUUGAUGAUGUUAUUCCUUAUCCUGAUGCUCUACUUCUUAAUAUGAGGGUGUGGGUAACAAUGAAAAAAUAUCGUGUAACUCAAGGUAACGAUGCUUAUUUAUUAGCAAUAUCACAUGUCAAUGAAAAUGAUGAAUGUCAAUAUACAUGUAAAGCUGAAAAUUCACCUGGAGAAAAAGCAUGGGAUAUUGGUGUGACUGAAGAGAUGAUCAACACCCACACUCACACCGACCAUCGAUUCAGUUCUUCCGAUCAUUCGAGAACUUAG